GUACGAAACUAAAGCUACUCCGUUGUUACGUGGUUGUCAGUAACAACAAAAUGUCCAACUAGUUGCUGAGGAGAGAGAAGAAAGAGAAGAAAGAGGGAAAGAGAGCAGCCAACGUUAUUUACUCAACACAUGUAAAUGGUUCCAUGUCAUCUAUUGAUUCACGACUCGCAUCUCAUCAAAUAAGUUUAUAUUAAAGACACAUCAUGAAAGAGGAAAACAAAUCGAAAUGGUUGGACGCUCAUCACGACCCAGUUGCCUCCCUUUACACGUUUACUCAAUGUCUCGCUUUAUCUGACAUCAAAGCUGACGGCGAUUGGAAAUUGGUGAUUGGCAACCUAGGAAUCGAUAAUUACGUCACGAAACUGAAAGUUUUCCAAGGUACAACUCUGAUUCAUGAGAGUACAUUACUUGAUCUUCCAAAUGGAGUUGUGUCAUUUUACAUGGAUACUCAUGAACCUAGAACCCCUGCCAUUGCUGUGUGUUCAGGGCCUUUCAUAUAUGUCUUCAAGAAUCUAAGACCCUACUACAAGUUUUCAAUGCCAACCAUCGACAUUGACCCUUCUGAGCAAGAUUUAUGGACCCAAGUAAAACAGGAUAAAAUCAGUCCUUUUCAGAUGUGGGAACGGUUGGAAAGUUUGAAAAACCAAGGUGUCUCUUUGACUGUGAGGUCACUCAAGUUUACACAACUUGAUUAUUCAAAACCUCUCAUCCUAAAAGCUUACGUAGAAACCUUUCAAGAUUCACCUUUGAAAAAACAGCCUGUUAUUACCUGUAUGAAUACAUUAAACAAGUCCUCCAGUGAUGAAGAUGCUGUCAGUUGUCUUGUUAUUGGGACUGAGAACAAGACUAUCACUAUUCUAGAUCCAGCUGCUUUUACUGUACUCAAAACGAUGAAAGUGCCCAGUGUCCCCGUCUUUCUGAUUGUGACAGGAAUGUUUGAUGUUGAAUAUAAAAUCAUUGCUUCGUGCCGAGACGGAAAGAUUUACAUCUUCAAAAGAGUGAACGUUGUCCCCAAACUGUGCAUAGAGUUGAGCUCACAACCUGUUGGUAUGAUUCGAGUUAACAAGAACAUAGUCGUUGGUUGCAUGGACGAAACACUGCAGUGUAUUUCUGAUAAGGGUAAACGUCUCUGGAACAUCAAGCUUCCUGCCAGUGUGAUGACAAUGGAGCUAUUAGACUACACUGUGAAAGGAGUGUCAGCAGUUUUGGUGGCGCUAAGCAAUUGCACGGUGCACAUGUACCAGGACAGGCACCUGGUAGACGUCAUACAAACGCCGGAUGUUGUGAACGCUAUGAAAUUUGGUCGUUUUGGACGAGAAGAAGGCAACCUGAUUCUCACUACAAGAAGUGGUGGUUUAAUAGUGAAGAUAUUACGAAGACAUGCUGAUUUAGAUGUUAAAGAUGUCACACCUGGGCCACCCAUGGCACAGAAUGUCAAACUGAAUAUACCAAAGAAGACGAAACUCUUUGUCAAUCAAUCAAUCAGAGAAAGGGAAAAUCCUGUUGCAAUGUUUCGUACGUUCCAACGAGACCUGAGACUCUUCCGUUUGAACACAGCUCGUCAAUUCCUGCACAUCUUGGAGAAUAACAACAGUCCAAUCUCUUGUGAUCCAAAGGAUCCACUGAAGAUAUCAGCCCAGGUUCAAGGAAUUGGUCCUGUAUUUAAACUGAACAUAACUUUACAGAACACCUCAUUGACAAACCCAUCGACCAACCUCUGCCUUAAUUUUGAUUACAAUCCCAGACUUUAUUCCUUCAGGAAGUCUCGUAUACCUAUUCCAUUCCUUGUGCCUGGUUUGGACUAUAUCUUUGACAUAUUAGUUGAUUGUAAGAGCGAGAAAGGCAUCUCGGAUGACAUCAAGGUGUUGCUCUACCGGACUGGUCAUCUUCUUCCAUUGUUGACCGCUGUUAUUAGUAUGCCUGUGAGUGAGGCCAUACCAACCGACUGACCACUGGUGUUGUCAACAUACAAUGCUUUGGAGUUGGCUACAAAACCUUCACCGGUUUUAGUUUCUUGUUUUGCAAUCAAAAUGGAUUUAUGCCAUCGUUGAGGAAUGGCUGUUUGUGUAGUUUAAAGGGAAGUUGGAUUUCAUAUUGUCCCCACCACAACAACUAUCAUCAUCAGUAUCAUCAGCAUCUUAACAUUAUUAUCAAAAUGAUGGUGUUUUAUUUAUUUAUUUUGUUCUGUCUUGUGAAAUCCUUAACUGCAAAUUCCAAUAAAUAAUUCUUGUAGCCUCAA
Messenger RNA from Octopus sinensis (East Asian common octopus), 2239 nucleotides. RefSeq names its product Bardet-Biedl syndrome 1 protein. Bases 204 to 1949 code for a protein of 581 amino acids. Gene Ontology annotation, biological process: protein localization to cilium; non-motile cilium assembly. The transcript has 15 exons. The record is from RefSeq and is a predicted model, not a curated record. Gene Ontology annotation, molecular function: smoothened binding; patched binding. Gene Ontology annotation, cellular component: BBSome; centrosome; axoneme. Lineage: Eukaryota; Metazoa; Mollusca; Cephalopoda; Octopoda; Octopodidae.